Messenger RNA from Fusarium fujikuroi IMI 58289, 2058 nucleotides. Its product is annotated as probable UTR1 protein, associated with ferric reductase activity. The record is from RefSeq and is a predicted model, not a curated record. Gene Ontology annotation, biological process: NADP+ biosynthetic process; NAD+ metabolic process. Gene Ontology annotation, molecular function: NAD+ kinase activity. Bases 1 to 2058 code for a protein of 685 amino acids. Lineage: Eukaryota; Fungi; Ascomycota; Sordariomycetes; Hypocreales; Nectriaceae. The transcript has a single exon.
AUGACAGGCGUACUGUCUCCCACGGCUCUCCACCCAGCUCUUGGCAGCCCCCGAGACAACGGGUAUUGCUUGUCUCCUGCUCGCUCUUCCCAUUCACCUGUCCUUAAUAAGAGGAGCACACUCGCCGAUACAGGUUUUAGCUCGGACACUGUUCAGACCACACAAUUAGAAGUUGAGCAGCCAAGUGUGUUCUCAACAUUGUCCCCAUCUCCUUUGUCGUUGUCAGUCUCGGAUCGUUUAAAACCUCAAACUCUCCUGGAAGAUUGUGGAGCCUCUACUUUGUCAUCUGCCCCAAAAGAUACAACUUCAUUGAGCUCGCCCUCUUCACAAUCUUCCACUCUACCAUUACCCUCAUCAACUGCAGAUCAUCCAGCUUCGUCUUCUUCAACUCAGAAAGACGCACUUCGGUCUAGUUCUGGCCCGAGGGCUUUGGCUUCGGUGGUCCGACACAACAAACCCGACGCUUUGUCACUCGCACUCCCACACACAAACAUGCCUUCUCUUCGCCAGACGGAACCUUCAGAGUCGAACUCUCCACCAGCUUCUUCGGCCGGUCCUCUACCUGGCUUCACGAGUGUGUCCAAGAACUCUGCCGCUGCCACGCCCUCGCAAAGCCUAACUGAUGCCCUCAAUGACCUCGCAAAGUCUCGCUUAACCACGGGCGCCAUCAACACACCCAAUACCGCCCGGACUUACACUUCCACCUCUAGCAAUGACACAACUUCAUCUGAUAUGGCCGCUACCAUUCUCGCCUCAACUUUGCAGUCGCCAUGUUUCUACCAUCAGCGAUUUGCCGACGCUGUCGACAUCGGCAAGGUCCUCGAGGAAAUCAAGAAUGAUGUUUCCAUGUCACAUUCGCGUCUUGUCGCGACUGCAACUGGUGUUCGCGAGGUUUCCAAGCAGCUUCAGCGUCGUCCCAUCAAGCGCGCAGUCCGCAACAUCAUGAUUGUCACCAAGGCACGCGACAACCAGCUCGUCUAUCUUACUCGCGAGCUUGCCGGGUGGCUUCUGCGGACCCCCCGUUAUGGCUCCGACCUCGGCGUCAACGUCUACGUCGAUGCUAAGCUUCGCAACUCACGACGUUUCGACUCAUCUGGUCUCCUUGCCGAGAACCCGCGCUUCCAGCACAUGCUCAAGUACUGGACACCCGAUUUGUGCUGGAGCCAGCCUGAGAAGUUCGAUCUUGUCUUGACUCUUGGUGGCGAUGGUACCGUCCUCUUCACCUCAUGGCUCUUCCAGCGCAUUGUACCUCCGGUGCUCUCAUUCAGUCUGGGAAGUCUAGGUUUCAUGACCACAUUUGAGUUUGAGAAGUACAAAGAACAUCUCAACAGAGUCAUGGGUGAUGAUGGCAUGAAGAUUAACCUCCGCAUGCGCUUCACGUGUACUGUUCAUCGCAGCAACCGUGGAGCCGGUGCCUUGGACGCACCCAAGCUCGAAGAACCUGAGCAAUUCGAGGUUCUUAACGAACUCGUCAUCGAUCGUGGUCCUUCCCCCUAUGUGUCCAACCUGGAGCUCUAUGGUGAUGAUGAACUCCUCACUGUUGUACAAGCAGAUGGUUGCAUCUUCUCCACCCCAACUGGCUCUACAGCAUAUUCGCUAUCUGCCGGUGGCGCUCUUGUUCACCCUGACAUUCCUGCCAUCCUUCUUACACCCAUCUGCCCUCAUACCCUAUCGUUCCGACCCAUGGUCCUUUCUGAUACCAUGGCUCUUCGAGUUGUUGUUCCUCGUAAUUCCCGAGCCACUGCCUAUUGCGCUUUUGAUGGCAAGGGUCGACUCGAGCUGCGACAAGGUGACCACGUCACAAUCACUGCCUCUCAGUACCCCUUCCCUACUGUGACACGCACCGAUACAGAGUGGUUUGACAGCGUGAGCCGUACUCUUCGCUGGAACGUUAGAGCUUCCGCACAGAAGCCUUUCGAUGCCGACACCGGAGAUAGUUGCAACGAUGAUGACGAUAUCGGUUGGGACAUUGACACCGAUAGUGCAUGCUACGCAAGUGAAGAUGGGAGUGUCAGUGCCAGCCCCAUCCGUCGGCAGAUGAGCCUUUUGGGUAUGUGA